Electrophorus electricus (electric eel) is the source of this 3619-nucleotide messenger RNA. Its product is annotated as E3 ubiquitin-protein ligase RNF19A. Gene Ontology annotation, molecular function: zinc ion binding; ubiquitin-protein transferase activity. Lineage: Eukaryota; Metazoa; Chordata; Actinopteri; Gymnotiformes; Gymnotidae. The record is from RefSeq and is a predicted model, not a curated record. Gene Ontology annotation, biological process: protein ubiquitination.
GAUCCUGGGAGCUCGUGCGUUCUCGGCUUUUCAAUGGGAGGGGCUAACUGAUGGUUCUGAGCAGCACUAAGAUAACGCCGAAAGAAAAGGGUGACAUGUUCCUCAUGCAUCAAGCUGAUGUUUACUUUACAUCUUAAAUACUGAGACUGGCAGAUAUUGCGCAAUUUAUUAGAGAAGAAAAUGACCAUGAUCACCAGAAGGGAUCACUCCUUUGGAGGACCAUCUUGCUCUCCCCCAGUGCAUGCUUUUCUGCAACCCACUAGUGAGCCGUAAGGUCCUGCCCACACACCCACACGUCCACACGCGGAAAGGACCGAUUUGCUCAUGCUGGUUUGGCUGGACUGUCCCAUUUCCUACCAUGAAGAGGCCCAAGCAGCAGUCUCAGCCUUUUAGCUUUCUGAGCUUCUUCAGUCGCAAACCCAAAUCAGACACCAAGACCGAGAAACCCACUGCAGCCCUAAGCCGAAGAGAGGUGGCCAUUACACUAACCCCCAAAGAGCAGGAGACCAGAGAGCAAGAGCCCAAUCUCAGUGAGAGAGAUGGCACUGGAAAUGGCAGUGAAGGAGGCUUGGUGGAGGGCGAGGGAGGUGGGGGCGAACAGGCAGCAGAGUGCGGGAGCAGUGGCUCCACGGGCGUCCUGACCCUGUCAUCCUCCAGCCAGGAGCAACUGCUCGAGCACCUGGUUGAGUGCCCCCUGUGCCUGCUGAGCCAGCCACGCGACCACUUCCCAAAGUUGUCCUCGUGCCCGCACCGGGCAUGUACCGACUGCCUGCGGCAGUAUCUGCGCAUCGAGAUCUCCGAGAGCCGCGUGGGUAUCGCUUGCCCGCAGUGCCCCGAAACGCUGGCGCCCCCGGACGUGCGUGCCAUCCUCGACGAUGGAGCCCUGCUAGAGCGCUUUGAGGAGUACCAGUUGCGCCGCUUCCUGGCCACCGACCCUGAUACGCGCUGGUGCCCAGCACCAGACUGCAGUUAUGCAGUGAUAGCGUUUGGCUGUGCCGAGUGUCCUAAGCUGAGCUGUGGCCGGGAGGGCUGUGGCACUGACUUCUGCUACCACUGCCGCCAGCUGUGGCACCCAGACCAGACGUGUGACCAGGCCAGGAGGCAGCGUGCCCGGCACACGCUGGGGGCGAAUGAAGCCUCCGCCCUCUACAUCUUCAGCGAGGAGUCUGGCGGAGAUGCAGAGGAGAUUAAAGCGUGUCCGCGCUGCGGAGCCUACAUCAUGAAGACCAAUGAUGGCAGCUGCAACAGAAUGAACUGUACGGUGUGUGCCUGUCAGUUCUGCUGGCUGUGUAUGCAGGAGAUCACAGACGUGCACUACCUCAGUCCAUCAGGCUGCACUUUCUGGGGAAAGAAACCGUGGUCCCAGACCCGAAAGGUUCUGUGGCAGGUGGGAAUGCUGCUGGGAGCUCCGGUAGUGAUUUCACUCAUCGCGGGCAUCGCCAUACCUGUCAUCAUUGUGGGCAUCCCCAUUUACAUGGGCCGCAAGGUUCAUGGUCGCUGUAAGAAAAAUAAUAUCUCAGGAAGUAAACAUUAUUUGACAGUGGCCAGCGGGGUCAUGACGUCCGUGUUUGUCUCUCCUGUCAUAGCAGCCAUCACUGUGGCAGUUGGAGUGCCUCUGAUGUUGACUUAUGUUUACGGUGUGGUUCCCAUGUCCCUGUGUCGGAAUGGCUGGUGCAGGCCUCAAACUGAACCCCCUGAAACACGCAAGAUCCAGCUGGAAGAUCUGGCCACUUAUCUUUUGUUUUCUCAUGUAGUCAGUGACCACUGGACUGGACAGCCCAAGCUGACUCAGAAUGACAGAAGUGUCCAGGAGGUGAGUGUGAGUGUGAGUGUGGAGGAAGUAGCAGCACUGCCUAGUACCAGCGCUGCCCUGCCACAGCCUGAGGACUCCCUGGAACCACCCGAUAACAGACAGACAGACAGUGCUGAGCAGGACGGCCAGUCAGACGAUGCAGCUGAAGAGUGUGCUUUCAGCAUUGGUCAGGCUUUCGUCUUGAGGGAAGGGACCAACAUUGAGGUGCGAGUGGAGAUCGAGGCACAGCCACGGGGGGGCCGCCAGCCCAGCCUCAGCAGUGUCCUCUCCAGCAGGAGCCUGUCAGCGGAUUCCCUCCACCAGUCCCACGAACCUCCCUGUGCCCCACAGCAGCUGGUUGGCGGAGAGCCCCAGCCACUCACUGAGACAGACAGCGUCUGAGCCUCACCCAGGCCCCACUGCUUCCACCGCCCACUGCACCUCCCACCGACCGCCUUGAGCCUCUGCAUCUGAACAGAGUCAGCGAUGUGGAAACCACUGGACUGAGAGAGGGAGAGAAAGAAAAAGCAAAUGAGGAGGGGUUCAAAAUAAUGAGAGAGGGCACCAAGACACCCAGGUUGACUGCCAAAAUGUGAUGACUAUAAUUCACGGAAAUGACCGAAAGCAUGUUUGUCAAGUAGUCUUAUGGGUGUUAGCCUUUUUUACUGUGUUACAAUGGAGAGACUGUCUAUCCGAAUAGUAUUAUACUUAAUUUAUUUGUUUAGCCCUUCUAAUAGCUAUAAUAUACCCCUAUAUUUAGUAGCAGCCCUGUAAAUUAAUGACGCAAUGACCUGAUUUCUUCUGUAAGGGUCCGUGGCCUAAUUUGACAUAAAAAUGGAGACAGUGACAGUGUGGAAUUGGCUGAAGAUGAUAGUGCUAUAGGCUAAUGUGCAACAAGGUAUCUAUGGCUUUCCCCAGUAUUGUUCAUUCACCUGAAUUAUGCAAGAUUUUACAUAACACCAGGCACUGUGCCAUUUCAAUGUCAUUCUUAUAAUAAUUUCUUAAAUAAAAUCAAAGCUGCCUAUAUGUAGCAGUAAACUAAACCUGUAGAUUUAUAGGCACACUAAAAUAAAUACAGUCAGUAUAUUUGCCAAAAUCAAUUAGUUGUUUAUUUCUUUCUUUCUUUUUUAAUGGUCUCUAACUGCACUGUCCCAAGUGUGUAAAACCAGAAACUGCUUACAGAAAUUUAUUUGAACUUGUGUUAUUUUAUGCAAUUUCUAGUGGGCCUCCAUGUCUUUUCCCUGUAGACCUGAUGAACCAGUAAACUUGACUCAACUUAGUUCAUACAUCUGGAUGGGAGCUUAAGUUUCACAAGUAUAGAGUCGUCAUGUGCAUUAGUUUUUUGUACUGACGACAAUAGAGGAAUAGGUAUUAUGUUUGCCCAGCUAUUCUUGUGUACAUGGGAAAUCAAGAGUCUCCGAAAGGCUAGGACCGAAACAGAAAUAGCAGUCUUAUAGGCUGACUUAAUAUUGCCAUAUGCAUCUGUUUUCAACUGCAUGAGCGUAACUCUCUUAGUAAAAAAGACGGCCCCUUAAAUCACAUGGGCAGCAUAUAGAGACACAAAGCCAUUGUGAUGCUGUUUGCAGGAAACAACUAGAUCUCUCUGCCCCAAAGGAAGGCCUCCUACAGCAUGUCAGCUGAGGCUUGGACUUUCCUGAGAAAAAUCUGAUAGACAUGAAGAAGGCCCCUGAAUGUAACAUGACUUACAGUGACUAUACUUUGUGGGUCAAAAUACCUGCUUUUCCAAAGUUACCUGAACAUAUGUGCAAUGUAAACUUGGACAAAUGAGAUGCUAUGUGAAUAAAAAGAUUUGGGGUGAAAGAUGAA